Molecule: messenger RNA, 949 nt
Organism: Gadus chalcogrammus (walleye pollock)
Lineage: Eukaryota; Metazoa; Chordata; Actinopteri; Gadiformes; Gadidae
Product: pro-thyrotropin-releasing hormone-A-like
Biological process (GO): hormone-mediated signaling pathway
Cellular component (GO): extracellular region
Molecular function (GO): thyrotropin-releasing hormone activity
Source: RefSeq, a predicted model, not a curated record
UGCUCAUACCUCUGAAGUUGGCCUUCAAGGGUCACCAACCGCUGUGAGAAGGGGAACAAAACGGUUACGUCUAUAGCAAAUGAACAUAAUCACCAUUGAAUUUGCCUACCAAGAGGAAGAACUAAAGACACCAAGCACAACUCUACUUGCAAUGAAGUCGACGUAUCUUCUCAUCUUGGCUUCUCUCACGGUGGGUAACUUUACGGGUUCCAGAGGGCAGGGUAUGCCAGACGAUGGGACGGUGGACCACAAGACCAUAGACGACAUUAUUCUACAGAGAGCAGAGACUAUUUUGUUGCGCUCCAUGGAAAAGAUACAAGAGCAAGGAGAAACAAAUGAAGGGCUUUACUCUCAGUCAGACUGGGUCACAAAGCGGCAACAUCCCGGCAAGAGACUGAACGAGGACCUGGAGAAACGGCAGCAUCCAGGGCGAAGGGAGGAGGAGGACGACGACGGGGAGGCAGACUACGAGGCUGUUCAGAAGAGACAGCACCCGGGAAAACGCGACGACGACCUAGACUCCUUUAUAGAGUUCCAGAAAAGACAGCACCCGGGAAAACGCGCGAUACUUGGACAGAUUGCGGACAGCCCCGUGCUCCUGAGUGAACUUUCUAAAAGACAGCACCCGGGAAAACGCUUCCUCGCGUUUUUCAGCAAACGGCAGCACCCAGGUAAGCGUGACCCUGGCUUUGACGUGGAGCACGAGGAAAACGCGGCCCUCCAGCAAUUCGACAAGCGUCAGCAUCCCGGGAAACGUUUUUGGGAAAACCCGAGCCCGGAUUCGGGCUCCACCAGACCCUGUGACGUGUUGGACCCAUCCUCAGGCUGCAGCCAGACCAGCCUGUUGCUCGACCUCAUAGACAACGUGACCAAGAGUCGCGUGGAGGAAAAGAGACAACACCCGGGUAAAAGACUCGCCCCCCCAGAGGAGGAUUUGGUAGAAAAGUGA